AUGGAACCUUCACGAUCACCUUCACCUCAGUUUGCUCCACAAAAGCUUACGGAUAAACCUCCACUCAUGGUUCAGGAUGAAAAUCUGGCCAGGAUUGAACGAGUGAUAGACAACACUACAGUAAAGAUGGUUCCCAUCAAGAUUGUUCAUUCUGAAAGUCAUGCAGAGAAGGAAAGUAGGAAUAACUUGCUGAGUGCCAUUGAGCCUUCUGCCUUACACGCUGCUGUUGGAAAAGAUCAGCUCAAGACUCUCAGCAUCUCUGAACAAUCUUACUCUCGCUUUUGUGCUUACACAAGGCAAGGGCCAGAUCCAGAAGAACAGUUCAAACUAACAGAAAGUCAACCAGAUCUGGAACCCUCUGAAAACAUAAAAGAAGGAGCAGGCUCUUCUCUACUAAGUAGUAACUCCAAGAGCAAGGAUUUGAUUUAUGCAGACUUAAAAUCAGAAGAGCUGGUAAGAGAAAUAGUAGGUAAAGACAAGUCUCUUGCAGACAUUUUAGAUCCUAACACCAAAAUGAUGACCACAAUGGACCUCAUGGAAGGAAUAUUUACAAAGGAUGAAAAUCUCCUAGAAGAAGCCCAACAACGCAGAAAGCUGCAUCCAAAAGUUCCUUCUCCAAGACCUCCAGAUGAAAAAAAAGAAGACCAGAAUAUGGCUGCAGCAAUCUCUUUGACGACCAGUUCUACAUACUACAGCACCUCCGCACCAAAAGCCGAGCUUCUCAUUAAAAUGAAAGAUAUGCAAGAGCAGCAGCCCAUUGAGGAGAGUUCUGAGGAAGAGCUGGACCACAACUUAUAUGAAAAAAAGCAAGAACUUAUAGACAGUAUAAGCAGGAAGCUGCAAGUCCUGCGGGAUGCUCGGGAAACCCUCUUGGAGGAUAUCCAGUGUAACAAUGCUUUAGGCGAGGAGGUUGAGGUCAUCGUCAAAGAGGUCUGUAAACCAAAUGAGUUUGACAAGUUUCGGAUGUUCAUUGGGGAUCUGGAGAAAAUCGUCAACCUUCUACUAUCUCUAUCUGGAAGGCUUGCUAGAGUGGAAAAUGCCCUAAAUAACCUGGAUGCAACUGCCUCGCAAGAAGAACGGCGGACGCUGGUUGAGAAGAGGAAGCUGCUGACAAGACAACAUGAAGAUGCAAAGGAACUGAAAGAGAAUUUGGACCGCCGAGAGCGUACUGUUUUUGAAAUUUUGGCGAACUACCUUAAUGAGGAAAACCUUGCAGACUAUGAGCACUUUGUGAAGAUGAAAUCUGCCCUCAUCCUGGAACAACGAGAACUGGAAGACAAAAUAAAGUUGGGAGAAGAACAACUCAAAUGCCUAACUGAUAGUCUCACCACAGAACGUGUUAAAUAG
This is a messenger RNA of Staurois parvus, 1347 nucleotides long. The record is from the annotation of a GenBank genome assembly. NCBI's taxonomy places the organism in Eukaryota, Metazoa, Chordata, Amphibia, Anura, Ranidae.